This is a messenger RNA of Microdochium trichocladiopsis, 801 nucleotides long. Its product is annotated as Alpha/beta hydrolase fold-1. NCBI's taxonomy places the organism in Eukaryota, Fungi, Ascomycota, Sordariomycetes, Xylariales, Microdochiaceae. The coding region runs from base 1 to 801 and encodes 266 amino acids. The record is from RefSeq and is a predicted model, not a curated record. The transcript is spliced from 2 exons.
AUGGCGAGCGAGAAUGCAGCACCCGAGAUCAAGCAGGACCAGGGCGACGACAAGCCCGUCAUUCUCCUCGUCCACGGCUCAUGGCACUCUCCAAAGGUAUAUGACAAAGUGAGGGCCAAGCUCACUGAGCUCGGGUACGAGAGCCAUGCGCCGCGGCUGCCAAGUCUGGGGGACCAGCCCAAGUUGAGCUGGCGCGUCGACGUCGCUGCCAUUCACGACUGGGCGAUUCCGCUCUUCGAGGCCGGAAAGAAGGUGAUUCUCGUUGCGCACUCCCUCUCCGGAGUGACCGCAACCAUUGCCGUCCAGAACCAGACCACCUCCGCGCGCGCCGCCGCCGGGCUCAAGGGAGGAUUCCACGCCGCCGUCUUCCUGUGCGCCUUUGUCGCUCCGCAGGCCGGCGUGGACGUCAUCACCCUCUUCGGGGGCGUGUGGCCGCCCUGGUCGAUUCCCGACGAGAAGUACACGGGCGGCACGAUGCGCGUGAACCUCGAUAUGGCAGCGCAGACGCUCUACAGCGACCUGCCAGAGCAGGAGGCCGCGGACUGGGUCGCGGCGCUGCUGCCGAAUUCGCAGGCCACGGUGGAGACGACGAUCCCCGUCUCCGCGGGUGACGUGCUGGGCGAGGGCAAGAUCGACUGCCUGUAUGUCUUGUGCACCAGCGACAAGACCAUUGCGCCGGGCCUGCAAGAGGUCAUGGCCGGGUCUAUCCCGGGAGCUAAGGUGGAGAGGAUCGAUGCUUCGCACAGCCCAAUGCUGAGUCGGCCGGACGAGGUUGCAAAGUUGGUCGUCUCCACGGUUUAA